This is a messenger RNA of Helianthus annuus (common sunflower), 1256 nucleotides long. RefSeq names its product ER lumen protein-retaining receptor. Gene Ontology annotation, biological process: protein retention in ER lumen. Gene Ontology annotation, molecular function: ER lumen protein retrieval receptor activity. The coding region runs from base 181 to 1002 and encodes 273 amino acids. The record is from RefSeq and is a predicted model, not a curated record. The transcript has 6 exons. Gene Ontology annotation, cellular component: membrane. NCBI's taxonomy places the organism in Eukaryota, Viridiplantae, Streptophyta, Magnoliopsida, Asterales, Asteraceae.
CCCUCUCCUCCUCCCCAGAUUGUGCCAAAAGAAAAUACAAACCCAUAACGCCAACCAACUUCUUCUUCUUCUUCGUCGGUUUCUGAUCAUCGUCUGUCUCUCUCUCUCUCCUCCGGCGACAUUAACCAAGAGAGGGAGCAGAAGAAGGAGGCGAUCAGUUGUUCAUAAGAGAAGAAGAAAAUGGGCCGGAGAAGAUCAGGUUCGGCGGUCAACAAAUUGUUCGCUUGGGUUCGUAGGCAAUCGAUGAAGGUGAAGGUCUUUUUGGCCGUUACAUCUUUUCUAUCUUCCCUCAUCGCCCUUAGACUUCUUGUCAAAGACACAAAUCAGUUUUUCAUUGCUUCUGAAGCUGUUCAUGCCGCUGGUAUCAUCGUCCUUAUUUACAAGCUCACCACCCAAAAAAACUGCUCUGGCCUUUCAUUACAGACCCAAGAACUCACAGCUAUAUUUUUAGCUGUAAGAUUAGUCUGUAGCUUUAUGAUGGAACACGACAUUCACACCAUUCUUGAUUUCGCUACUUUGGUGUCUACUCUUUGGGUCAUUUACAUGAUCCGAUACAAGCUAAAGGCGACCUACAAUGAAGAUCUAGACAACAUGCCCAAAUACUAUAUGCUGGUCCCGUGUGCGCUUCUUGCUCUGGUCAUAUACCCGCAUACUUAUCAUUCUCAUUUGAGCAAAGUCAUGUGGGCGUUCUGUGUCUACUUGGAAGCCAUUGCAGUGCUUCCUCAGCUAACUAUGAUGCAGAAAACAAAGAUGAUUGAACCAUCUACCGCGCAUUAUGUGUUUGCACUCGGAGUUGCAAGAUUUUUGGGAUCUGCUCACUGGAUCAUUCAGGUGUAUGAGUCUGCUGGGGCGUAUCUGUUCUUAUUGGGAAGUGGUUACUUUUGGCUGCCAACAGUCUUGAUAGCAGAGGGGGUUCAAACGUUCAUCUUAGCCGACUUCUGUUACUACUAUGUUAGAAGUGUGGUGAACGGGCAACUUCUAGUGAGCUUGCCGCCGGUGUAGGAGAAGAAUGGCAUGAACAUUAAGUUUGAUGGGUUAGCAAUGAUGUACAUUAGUUUUUGAUGGGUGCUACUGCUGAACUGAAUGUGAAUGUUCCUGGCUUCUUAUCAUCUCAUCUAAUGAGAUGAACCAGGAAAUCUGUCUUGUUUUUUUUUUCUUUUUAAUUUUGAAUGUUUUUCAAUAUGUUAGGCUGACUUUUGUAAAGAUUACAAGUUAUAUGCUAAGUUUUGAAUUUCAUCAUUCAAAACGAGUUUGAA